Papaver somniferum (opium poppy) is the source of this 1776-nucleotide messenger RNA. RefSeq names its product DNA-binding protein HEXBP-like. The coding region runs from base 234 to 1544 and encodes 436 amino acids. Gene Ontology annotation, molecular function: nucleic acid binding; zinc ion binding. The transcript is spliced from 3 exons. NCBI's taxonomy places the organism in Eukaryota, Viridiplantae, Streptophyta, Magnoliopsida, Ranunculales, Papaveraceae. The record is from RefSeq and is a predicted model, not a curated record.
CAUGAUGAGUAUUUCCAUGCCUGACUGAAAUGGAUACAAGUCCGGAGGAAUCGCAAAUUGUGAGUCAUGUCGGGUCAAAAUAAACGGUGGAUCCUGAGUCGGAUUCAAACAAACGUGCUGAUCGGUACCAUCCUCAGCGGGUUACCCAAUCUCGGGAAAUGAAUAUAAAUCACAGUACCAAGGGUCAGUUUAUGGCGGGAAUUUAUCAUUAAUCAGCAAAAAGAACAGAAGAGAUGAUCGAAGAAGACGACACCCUAGUGAUAGACGAUGAUUUUCUCUCACAAAUCGAUGAGUUAGAAGCUAAAGCUUUAUCAUCAAAGAGGAAGAAUAUCACCAAUUAUGAUGAACAAGGAGAAAGAUCCAUGUCAAAUGAUUUUCUCUCACAAAUCGAUGAAGCAGAAGCUAAAGCUUUAUCAUCAAAGAGGAAGAAUAUCACCAAUUAUGAUGAACAAGGAGAAAGAUCCAUGUCAAAGAAGGUUGUAGUUAGAGAAGAAGGUGCGUAUUUUGCUGCCCUAAAAGGAAAUCUCGAUUAUCUCAACACCAAAAAUACCAAAGGAACAGCGAAUUUUUCGUCUACUACUGGUUUAGAUGGUGGUAAUGCUUGCUUCAAAUGUGGACAAUUAGGGCAUUGGUCUCGUGAUUGUAGUACUGCUACCGGAACACGAGUAGGCGGAGAAAAUAACUCUUCAAAUGAUAAUCUGGUUGAGAAAUCUUGUCCCUGUGGUUCUGGAACUUGCUUAAUUCUUACUGCUAAUACUGUGAAAAAUCCAGGUCGCAAGUUUUACAAGUGCCCUGUUAGACAGGAAAAUGGAGGCUGUGGAUUUUUUGAGUGGUGUGACAAUUCGUCAGCAACUCCUACGUCUAGCUACUCUAGUAGGGUCCAUGAGUCUGCGUCAAAUACUUCAGUUGCUGACCUUCCAUGCCCAUGCGGUGCUGGUUCCUGCUUAGUUCUGACAGCAAAGACUGGAAAUAAUGUUGGCCAGCAGUUCUAUCGUUGUCCUAAUCAGGUAAGUCAGUGCGGUUUUUUCAAAUGGUGUAACCAGCAGAAUAUAGCAAUAGGUCAGCGCACAAGUUACUUAGACAAUGCAAACAGCAAAAGCUACAGUGGAGCAAGUGGUCAGAGUUCAUUCAGUGCAGGAAGGAGUAAUGCUUCAUCAGCAGCAUCUUACAGUUGUAACCAAACUGCAAGCAACAAAAGCUAUAGCGCUGCAAGUGGUCAGAGUCCAGUUCGCUCUUCAUUCAAUGUAGGGAGGAAUUCUGCUUCAUCAGCAACAUCUUAUACUUAUAACCAAACAAGUAACUUAGACACUGCAAACAGCAAAAACUUCAGUGGAUCAAGUGAUAUUUGUUUUAAAUGUGGACUGGAUGGUCACUGGGCCAAGGAUUGCCCUGCCAAGCCUUCUGUUAUCGUGGGAGGGAAUUCAUUAGGAUCGUGCUACAAAUGUGGUGGGUCUGGUCAUUGGGCUAAAGAUUGCACUGGUCAAGAUGUUAAAAACGGUAAUGGUAGUAGAAGCGGUCCAGCUUCAUAUAUUUCUUAUCGUUAAGAAAUUUUAUUUGACAGGCUGCUCUAACCAAGUUGUAUAUGCAGUAGAUGGGAUUUUAAAAUGAAUGACUGACUGACUGUUGCUCAUCUCAUUCAGUAGUGUCGUAUGAGACUUUACUCUCUUUAUGUUUUUUAAAUCAUAUUUUGAUUAGCGGUAGCCCACGAAAGCUGAAGAUGGUGUAGGGCAUGUUUUGUAUCAAACCUUUGAAGUUGAUAGCUUUGGAGUUUAUUCA